Molecule: messenger RNA, 1287 nt
Organism: Staurois parvus
Lineage: Eukaryota; Metazoa; Chordata; Amphibia; Anura; Ranidae
Source: the annotation of a GenBank genome assembly
AUGUCCCAGAGCAUCCGCCAGACCACCAUCACCAGCUCCUACCGAGGUGUAGGUAGUGGCAUCGGUGGUGGAGCAGGGAGGGUCUCGUUCAAGGCUCCAAGUGUCCAUGGUGGCUAUGGAGGGCAGGGUGUUUCCGUGUCUUCUGCCCGCUUGGUCUCCUCAGGAUAUGGUGGUGGUCUUGGCAGCAGUUUAGGUGGCGGCUAUGGCUCUGGUGGCAGCUAUGGCUUUGGUGGCAGCUAUGGCUCUGGUGGCGGGUAUGGAAGCAACUUCAGUGUCAGCGUGUCAGGGGAUGGCUUGCUGACUGGCAAUGAGAAGGAGACCAUGCAGAACCUGAACGACCGUCUUGCCAGCUACCUAGACAAGGUGCGUUCCUUGGAACAAGCCAACUCAGAACUGGAGGUGAAGAUCCGGGAGUGGUAUGAAAAGCAAGGACCCAGCCCAACCCGAGACUACAGCCACUACUUCAAGGUCAUUGAGGACCUCAGAGAUAAGAUCCUUGCUGCUACCAUUGACAACUCCAGGGUUGUCCUGCAGGUGGACAAUGCCAGGCUGGCAGCAGAUGACUUCAGAACUAAGUAUGAGAACGAGCUUGCUCUUCGCCAGAGUGUGGAAGCCGAUAUCAAUGGACUGCGUAGAGUGCUCGAUGAGCUAACCUUGGCCAGAACUGACCUGGAGCUCCAGAUUGAAAACCUGAAGGAGGAACUGGCCUACCUGAAGAAGAACCAUGAGGAGGAAAUGAUGGCAUUACGUGGACAAGCUGGUGGACAAGUCAGUGUGGAAGUAGACUCGGCACCAGGUGUAGAUCUGACAAAGAUUUUGAGUGACAUGAGAGAACAGUAUGAACAUUUGGCAGAGAAGAAUCGCAAAGAUGCUGAAACCUGGUUCUUCAGCAAGACCGAUGAAUUAAACAAGCAAGUCGCCGUACACACAGAACAGAUACAGACCAGCAAGACAGAAAUCACAGACCUUCGACGCACACUUCAAGGCUUGGAGAUAGAGCUACAGUCCCAACUCAGUAUGAAAUCAUCCCUUGAAGGAACCCUGGCAGAAACAGAACAGCGGUAUGGUGCACAACUGGCACAAAUACAGGGAUUCAUUAGCAGUUUGGAGGCACAACUCAGCGAUCUGCGGACAGACAUGGAACGUCAGAACUUUGAGUACAAACAGCUCCUAGACAUAAAAAUACGUCUUGAACAAGAGAUUGCCACAUAUCGCCAGCUCCUUGAAGGACACGAUGCACAGCUGGUGGUGGGCACAACAAAAGACAUUAAAAUUGAAAGAAAAUGA